Messenger RNA from Suillus paluster, 717 nucleotides. RefSeq lists its product as uncharacterized. The record is from RefSeq and is a predicted model, not a curated record. The annotation marks the transcript as partial. NCBI's taxonomy places the organism in Eukaryota, Fungi, Basidiomycota, Agaricomycetes, Boletales, Suillaceae. The transcript has 4 exons.
GUCGCAAUUCUGGCUUCCUUGGGCCAUAGGGCACUAAGAGUUCAUGUGGCCACAGUGAACGCUUUCCCGUCAUCCCUCCUCAAAUAUGAGGAAUCCUGGAGCUGUCUGGUGGAUGCUGUUGAAGAUGUGAAAACUUUGAAGGCUGACCUGGACAAAAUUCAAGCAGAUACAGAACUCAAAGAGCGCGUCAUCAAUUAUAUUUGGGGUGCUUGUGCUCAGAUGAGAGGGGAGCUAGUCUUCAAGGCGCACCAGAAGGUUCCUAGAUCAUACUCUAUUCCAGGUAGCAUGACCGCUCAACAAGUUACUGAGAGUGUUCAGUGGAUGAUCAAAUCAUGUGCUUUCAUGUAUGGAGGCUUGAAUGUUGUGGCCAAAACAUUUGACAAGAUGACGCCUUUCUGCAAUCCUAUUUUCAAAGAUGUCUUUAUUUCCCAGUGGUUUGGUGUCAAGGGUGAGGGAAUACGCUUUGCUGAUGCCUUCAAGCACAUCCCCAAUACCACUUUGGCUCUUAUAGCCAUAGUGGUGAGAUUUAAUUUCUUCAUACAAUCCCCUCUUUGCUGGUUUUGUGAUCCUAACACCAUCUCAUACACAUCCAGAUAUCAAUUUUACACCAACAAGCUGGAGCACAUGCAAAAGGACUGUCCUAACUGGAUGAAACAAUUCAAGAAGGAACUAUAUGACAGUAUUUGGUAUACGCAUUCUUUCUACAUUAAUAUCUAG